CACCGUCCGCUCCCGACAAGUUGACACCCGGGCUCCCCAGGACUUGCUUUACUUUCCCCUUUCCUCCCACCCAGCGACCCCCCUCCCACCCGUGGUGCCGAUGGGCCGCCGGAGGAGCCACCGAGUAUGCGCGGCCACCCCGAGCAUGCUCAGUAGCGCGCGCGGCGCCCCGGAGCUGCUUCAGCGAGCGGCGGCCGACGCCGAGCUGUUCGCGGCUGCUGCGGGAGCCACAGGAAGUGAAGCGGCCCCGCCGGGCAACCGCGGCGGCAGAACCGAAGGCGGAAGGGGCCCCGCGGCGGCGACGUCGUUGACGAGAGUAGCCGAGGGAGCUGAGCGCCGAGGGGACUCGCUCGCUCCGAAGCCGGAUCCCGAGCCGGGCAGGAUGGAUCAUCACCAGCCCGGGACUGGCCGCUACCAGGUGCUUCACAAUGAAGAGGACAAUUCAGAAUCAUCUGCUGUAGAGCAGCCAUCUACUUCAAACUCAUCACCACAGGUUGUGCAGACAGCUCCUUCAGCAUCAGCACUUGAAACUGACUCUUCUCCUCCACCAUACAGUAGUAUUACUGUGGAAGUACCUGCAAGUUCAGAUACAGAAGUUUAUGGUGAGUUUUAUCCUGUGCCACCUCCCUACAGUGUUGCUACCUCUCUUCCUACAUAUGAUGAAGCUGAGAAAGCUAAAGCCGCUGCAAUGGCAGCUGCAGCAGCAGAAACAUCUCAAAGAAUUCAAGAGGAAGAGUGCCCACCAAGAGAUGACUUCAGUGAUGCAGACCAGCUCAGAGUGGGUAAUGAUGGCAUUUUCAUGUUGGCGUUUUUCAUGGCAUUUAUUUUCAACUGGCUUGGAUUUUGUUUAUCCUUCUGUAUCACCAAUACCAUAGCGGGAAGGUAUGGUGCUAUCUGUGGAUUUGGCCUUUCACUGAUCAAAUGGAUCCUUAUUGUCAGGUUUUCUGAUUAUUUUACUGGAUAUUUCAAUGGACAGUAUUGGCUUUGGUGGAUAUUUCUUGUACUUGGCCUGCUCCUUUUCUUCAGAGGAUUUGUUAAUUAUCUAAAAGUCAGAAACAUGUCUGAAAGUAUGGCAGCUGCUCAUAGAACAAGAUAUUUCUUCUUGUUAUAGAGAUUGAUCACAGGAGACGUACGAAGAAACCACCAGCACAAAAGUUGAAGGCUUGGAAAAGCAAACAUGACAAAGUACUUACACAGAAGGGAUUGGCAUUUUGCAUAAAACAGUGUGAAAUCCACAUAAGCAUCUGAUGAAAAAAACAAAAAAUAAAUCUAUGAUUGAAAAACAAUUUGUCAUGCAGUCAUUUUAGCAAUCUGGAUCAAGGAAUAAAAGUUGUGUGAAGAAAAUAGGAGCUUUGUUACUGUUUUCUUAAUAUGUCAGUGUGUGUCAACAAUGAAAACUACAACUUGAAUAAAGGGAAUAUAAAGAAAUGAGCAGGGGAUGCCUCACUAGUUACUAAGUGAGUUUCUGGAGGCAUUGUAUGUAGUAGUAGCAUUUAUUUAUUGUGCAGCCAGGAGAAUCUGUACAUAAAGA
Messenger RNA from Propithecus coquereli (Coquerel's sifaka), 1531 nucleotides. It is a transcript of the gene NDFIP2, whose product is annotated as Nedd4 family interacting protein 2. The record is from RefSeq and is a predicted model, not a curated record. Gene Ontology annotation, molecular function: WW domain binding. NCBI's taxonomy places the organism in Eukaryota, Metazoa, Chordata, Mammalia, Primates, Indriidae. Gene Ontology annotation, biological process: vacuolar transport; ubiquitin-dependent protein catabolic process; metal ion transport. The transcript has 8 exons. Gene Ontology annotation, cellular component: perinuclear region of cytoplasm; endoplasmic reticulum; Golgi apparatus. Bases 101 to 1111 code for a protein of 336 amino acids.